AUGUCAACAACAGCAAAAACUGGAGUAGACGAUGGCACACCACCUGAAUUAGAAAAUCUAUUAGAACUUGAUUCAUAUUUGAAGCCACACAAGGAUGAAAUUAAACGACGUUAUAAAGAAUUCAUGUUACAAGUUGAUCGAAUAAAUGUCGAAGAAAAUGGUAUUGAUACAUUUACAUCAGCUUAUAAACAUUAUGGUGUUCAUCUCGAUAGUCGUACCAAUGAAAUUAAAGUUAAAGAAUGGGUGCCCGGCGCACGUGCUGUUUAUAUUCGCGGAGAUUUCAAUCAGUGGCAAGAAAAACAAUACCCAUUAUCACGUGAUCAAUGGGGUAAAUGGACAAUUACUAUUCCACCGUUAGCUGAUGGUUCACCAGCUAUUAAACAUGGACAAGCCGUUAAGUUACUCAUCGAAACACCUAGUGGUGAAUUGGUCGAUCGCCUUUCUCCCUGGUCACGUUAUGUUCAAGUCGGCAAGAACACGAAUGUAUACCACGGUGUUUUCUAUAAUCCACCAGUUGAUCAAGUUUAUAAAUUUAAAAAUACUCGACCAAAAAAGAAAGAUCGUUUGAAAAUCUAUGAAGCACAUAUUGGAAUUAGUUCGUGGAAAGGUGAAGUUGCAACAUAUGAAAAUUUCCGUGUUAAUGUUCUUCCGCGAAUCGUCAAACAAGGUUAUAAUACAGUUCAAUUAAUGGCUAUUAUGGAACACGCUUAUUAUGCUAGUUUUGGUUAUCAAGUAACUAGCUUUUUUGCUGCUUCAAGUCGAUUUGGUACACCUGAAGAAUUAAAAGCCUUAAUUGAUGAAGCACAUGGACUUGGUUUAACUGUUCUAUUGGAUCUUGUUCAUAGUCAUGCUUGUAAAAAUACAUACGAUGGUCUAAACAUGUUCGAUGGCACAAAUAGUUGUUUUUUUCAUGGAUCUCCACGAGGUUUUCAUGAUCUUUGGGAUAGUCGAUGUUUCAAUUAUACGGAACGUGAAGUAUUACGAUUUCUUCUUUCGAAUGUUCGAUACUGGUUAGAAGAAUUCAGAUUUGAUGGAUUUCGAUAUGAUGGUGUUUCAUCAAUGCUUUAUCAUUCACAUGGCAUUGCACAUGGGUUUUCCGGUUCCUACGAUGAAUAUUUUGGUUUAGCAACUGAUACGGAAUCAUUUAAUUAUCUUCAAUUAGCUAAUUAUGUUUCACAAACAUUAUAUCCAGAAUCUAUUACGAUUGCAGAAGAAGUAUCAGGAAUGCCAACAUUAUGUCGUCCGAUAGCUGAAGGUGGUGGUGGAUUUGAUUAUCGUUUAGCUAUGGCUAUUCCAGAUGUUUGGAUAAAAUUAUUAAAAGAGAAAGCAGAUGAAGACUGGCAAUUUGGCGAUAUAACAUGGACAUUGGCUAAUCGCCGAUGGUCAGAAAAAAAUAUUGCCUAUGCUGAAAGUCAUGAUCAAGCGCUUGUUGGCGAUAAAUCGAUAGCGCAAUGGCUAUUUGAUGCAGAAAUUUACACUAAUAUGUCAGUUUUCAGUGAUCGUACUCCAAUCAUCGAUCGUGGUUUAGCGUUACAUAAAAUGAUUCGUUUAAUCACCUAUGGAUUGGGUGGAGAAGGUUGGCUAAAUUUCGAAGGUAAUGAAUUUGGUCACCCAGAAUGGCUCGAUUUUCCUCGAGCUGGAAAUAAUGAUAGUUACCAUUAUGCUCGUCGUCUUUUCUAUCUAACUGAAGAUGACACAUUGAGAUAUAAAUUUCUUAAUGCAUGGGAUCAAGCUAUGAAUAGUCUUGAAGAAAAAUAUCAAUGGCUAUCAGCUAAAAAUACAUAUAUAAGUCGAACUCAUCAAGGUGAUAAAGUUGUUGUGUUUGAACGUGGUAAUAACGGUUUAUUAUUUGUCUUUAAUUUUCAUACAAGUCAAAGUUUUACUGAUUAUCGUAUUGGCUGUGGUCAACCGGGAAAUUAUAAAAUUGUACUCAGCUCGGAUGCAAAAUCAUUUGAUGGUCAUGAUCGUAUUGAUAUGAAUCAAGUAUUUACAGCUGAAGACUAUAAGAUUGAUGGACGACCCUAUUCAUUUCGAGUCUACACACCAUGUCGUUCGGCUUUCGUACUUGCUCUAGUAGAUGAUGCCAAAUAA
Rotaria socialis is the source of this 2091-nucleotide messenger RNA. Lineage: Eukaryota; Metazoa; Rotifera; Eurotatoria; Philodinida; Philodinidae. The record is from the annotation of a GenBank genome assembly.